Molecule: messenger RNA, 294 nt
Organism: Paramecium pentaurelia
Lineage: Eukaryota; Ciliophora; Oligohymenophorea; Peniculida; Parameciidae
Source: the annotation of a GenBank genome assembly
AUGUAAUAAUAUAUAAAGAAAGUAAAAUAGAGAAUAUAAGAAUAGUGGAUUAAAUAUGUUUUCAUAUUGAUAAUACUAAUAAUAGCAAUGCUUAGAAAUUACACAAAUCUAAAAGUCUCAAAUGAAGAACCUGUUAAAUUAACAGAUGAAUAGAUAGCUAAAACUUCAUAAUAUAAAUAAGAAACAAUAAUCUAUUAUGGUAUAAUGUCUGCUGUUCUUAUUGGAAUUCUAGCUUUUAUAUAAGUUUUAAAUAAUAAACAUGAAAAACCAAAGGAAAAAGAGAAAGGACUAUGA